Brassica oleracea var. oleracea is the source of this 1593-nucleotide messenger RNA. RefSeq names its product DNA-3-methyladenine glycosylase 1. The transcript is spliced from 5 exons. The record is from RefSeq and is a predicted model, not a curated record. Gene Ontology annotation, molecular function: DNA-3-methyladenine glycosylase activity. Gene Ontology annotation, biological process: base-excision repair. NCBI's taxonomy places the organism in Eukaryota, Viridiplantae, Streptophyta, Magnoliopsida, Brassicales, Brassicaceae. The coding region runs from base 384 to 1421 and encodes 345 amino acids.
GGAAGAAAAAAAAACAGCAAACCAAAUGCUUACGUGUUAAGGAGUGAUUGGUGAACGAACUUUUCUUCUCGAUUCUUUGCUCUCUUCUCUCCUCUUCUUCCAUUUUUGAUUCGUUUCGUCUCCGAUCAGAAAAGCUCCGUCUUUUAUUUUUUCUGAAGUCAAAAGGGCUCUCUCGUCACUGUUCCAAGUCCUUCUCUGUGGUUUUACUUUCUUCUCUCAUGAACACCGUAAGCGUGGAUUGCUAGAUGAUUCUAAAAAAAGUUUCAUUAGCUGUUAAUGCAGAGCUGUAAAGUGUAGACCUUUCGAUAUUAAUCUCUCUGAAUCGAGCAAAGUUUGUAGCUUUCAGUGUUGGAUCUGUGAGCAUUCUUUCGUUUAUCGGUUCAAUGUCGGUUCCACCUCGAUUCCGGUCUACCGAUUCCGGCGAGAGAGACUUCAGAUCGGUUCUUGGUCCGACCGGGAACAAGCUGCAGAGGAAACCACCGGGGAUGAAGCUGGAGAAUAAGAAGAUGACCACCACCAUCGAGUCAAAAGAUGAGAAAACGAAGAAGAAGCCAGAUCCUCCGGCUUCACCAACGACGACUCUCAAGCAAUGCUCGUCUCUUUGCUCUUCUCUUCUGAGAAAGAACAGUGCCUCCAUGACCGCUUCGUAUUCCUCUGACGCCUCCUCGUCUUGCGAGUCGUCUUCUUCUAGCCGUAAGAAGGUUGUGAGGCGAAGCGGGUCUGUCUCCUCCGCCGUUGGUGCGUGUGCGGUGGGGAGAAGGAAGCUGGUUGAUGAGAAAGAUGAUAAAGUUGCUGGUGGUGGUGGUAGUAACGGUGAUUGCUUCGCUGAUGGUCGGAGAAGAUGUGCCUGGAUCACGCCCAAAUCUGACCCGAGUUAUGUUGCUUUCCACGACGAAGAAUGGGGAGUUCCUGUUCAUGACGACAAGAAGCUUUUCGAGUUAUUAUGUCUCUCUGGUGCUCUAUCUGAACUCUCUUGGACAGACAUUCUCUCCAGAAGGCAAUUACUCAGGGAAGUUUUCAUGGACUUCGAUCCAGUUGCUGUUUCCGAACUGAACGAGAAGAAGGUAAUCUCUGCCAUCUCCUUACUCUCAGAGGUCAAGCUAAGGUCUAUCCUCGAUAACUCACGCCAGAUUAUAGCUGAGUAUGGAUCGUUUAAGAAGUACAUGUGGAACUUUGUGAGCAACAAGCCUACACAGAGCCAGUUCAGGUAUCAACGACAAGUCCCCGUGAAGACAUCGAAAGCUGAGUUUAUAAGCAAGGAUCUUGUACGCAGAGGCUUCCGUAGCGUGAGUCCAACGGUUAUUUACUCCUUCAUGCAAGCAGCUGGUCUUACAAACGACCAUCUCACAGGCUGCUUCAGAUUCCAAGACUGUUGCGUAGAUGCAGAGACAAUAACCAAGGCCAAGAAGACUGUUGCGUAGAUGCAGUUCUGAAAGCUAAUUGUCGGUGUUUGAGUAGUACCCAUGUUAUUUGCUUGAAGAGAUGUGUUUGACACAACGAGAUUUAGCUACCUUAACGUGAUGUGUUCUUGUGUUUAACGUUGUAUAGAUGUUUUUGGUUAUUGGUUUUAUGCAUAGUAGAAUGUUGCGAGGA